CAACACGUUCUUUUUAUUAUACUCCCGCGAAAACCCCUUUUAAACAGUGUGUAACUCGAAAUAUAAUAGUGGCGACGAGGAAAAACGUUAUUAAAACGACCGUUUUGCAGUUGAAAUUUCAUUCAUGUAUCAUUAUCAACAACCAUUGGCUUACAAAAUAGCAAAAGACAGAAUGGAUGGACUUCUCAGUCAGUAUCAGCAGUUACGGAAUCAGCGUGUAGCCGCCUAUCCUGAAGUUCAACUGAAUGAUGCAGAUACUAUUGAUUUGCCGGUUGACCCGUAUGUUGAGCCCACAGAUGACACGUAUCCAGCACAGCAGGUACCAGUCGAGAACGAGCCAGCUUUUUACGAAUUAGAACCACAAGAGCCAAUCGCUGAUGAGCCCACACAUGUUGUUCCAGCUGUUGCGUCAACCUUAACUCCAUCGAAAAAGAAGGUUCAAAUUGAUUCUGCCGAAGAGGUGGAACAGGCGGGACGCCGCAAUCCAGCAACCAAUUCUGCUGGUCCCAAUGCUUACUUUCCAAUCAACUUUGGAGGUGUCAACAGUGGAGCCGUUGCCGUUGCAAAUUCGUACAGUACCGGAGAGGGUGGUUCAUCUAUUAGCACAGCAACCGCAUAUGGAAGGCCAGUAAAUGCUGAAUUUCUUCAGCUGAAGAGAAGACCCGCCAAGAGUCGGCACUAUUAGACAAGACAAAUGUGACAACCACUCGUAGUUCCAUAGGCAUUAUACAAAUCAACUAUGUAUACAAUAUUGUGCACAACUAUCUAAAUUUCCAGU
This is a messenger RNA of Armigeres subalbatus, 778 nucleotides long. RefSeq lists its product as uncharacterized. The record is from RefSeq and is a predicted model, not a curated record. The coding region runs from base 125 to 685 and encodes 186 amino acids. The transcript is spliced from 3 exons. NCBI's taxonomy places the organism in Eukaryota, Metazoa, Arthropoda, Insecta, Diptera, Culicidae.